CACGUGACCCGUAGUGGGUGGGGGGGAGAGGCGAGGAGGAGGAGAAGGAAGCGACCGGGAAAGAGUGCCGGCGUUCCUGCCGACGCCGCCGCCGUCGCCCUGCGUCUCUCCCGGUCCCGGCCGGCGCCGCCGCCGAGAGCGGACAGUGUGGGGAGGCGUAUCCAUCAUGGCGUCUAUGCAGGUGAGCAGCCUGCGGCAGGCUGGAGUGGCGUGUCCCCUUCGUCCCCAGAAGAGGCUACAGAAAGAACUGCUAGCUUUGCAGAAUGACCCGCCACCAGGAAUGACCUUGAAUGAAAAGAGUGUACAAAAUUCAAUUACACAGUGGAUAGUAGACAUGGAAGGGGCUUCUGGAACAUUAUAUGAAGGGGAGAAAUUUCAACUGCUAUUUAAAUUCAGUAGUCGUUAUCCAUUUGAUUCUCCUCAGGUUGUGUUUACUGGUGAAAAUAUUCCUGUUCAUCCUCACGUUUAUAGCAAUGGACAUAUCUGUUUAUCUAUUCUAACAGAAGACUGGUCUCCAGCUCUUUCAGUGCAAUCAGUUUGUCUUAGCAUUAUCAGCAUGCUUUCAAGUUGCAAAGAAAAGAGAAGGCCACCAGAUAAUUCAUUUUAUGUAAGAACAUGUAACAAGAAUCCAAAGAAAACAAAAUGGUGGUAUCAUGAUGACACUUGUUGACACCAUCGUUCUAUGAUUCUCCUAACAGAAGAUAGUCCUACUGAGAAAAUGAGCACUUUGAUCAUUCAGUCUUUGAACUUUAACCUCCUGACUGGAAAUGAUAAAUAGGCAAUGAAGACUACUUCCUUUGACUGAAUUUUUACUAGUAUGCAUUCUGGGCGCAUGUUGAUUGCUGGUUCACACCAUGCUACUGACAUGCCUUUCGUAGUCAUACAACGUUAAUGCUGGAAAAUGUCAUUCAAUUUUAACAUUUGGAAGAAUUCCAGGUCUUCAUGUAUUGUGCAAUAAUAUGAAUUUCUUGGUGGUUUUGGUAUAUCCAUUGCCACAAAAGAUUGUAUCAGGAAACAUAUAUGCUUUCCACACAAUAGUUUAGAUGCAUGAUAGGCCUAUGAAAGGUUUUAAGUAUAUUAGGAUGAUAAGUAACCUAUCUUUUACUUUGAAAGCCACCUAAUUUGUUUAGAUAUGGAUUCUGUGCACUGUGAUCAUAAAACUAGCAGCAUAAGUUAAAACAUGCUUAACCAAGAAAUUAAUAAGAUCAUUGCAUAUUUACUGAACUGUCAGUGUCUUGACAAGCAAGUUUUUUCAAGUUAUGUCAGCAGAGAGGUACGUUCUAUGGUAGAAUAAAUAUCUUUUGUUUGUGUAUGUUAUAUUUCUGAAGAGAAGGUAUGAAUAAAUAAGAAGUGGUUUAAUCAAGGAAAACCAUGUUAUAAAAUAGAAACAGGUAGCAGUGAUAAAACUGAAUUUGCUGCAGUCCAUGAUUGGGCUUGUUAAUAUGUAUACUAGAGCUAUUUUCCAAGUAGAUUGCACACUGUUAUUUCAUACUAGCCUUCAGCAUGAGCCCUGUUGCCUACACAAUAUUUCAUUUAUUUAUGUGUCUAGAAAUUUUUUGAGUUCAUAGUUUCUUUUGUGGUCUUAUAUGUCAUAUUUGAAUGUUAUAAAACAAUAUUUUCACUGAAAAGCUAUCAGAAGAUAUUUUCUUGUAAAUUAUUUCUUUAUUAACAUUUAUCUUGUCUUUUAAUUCUGUACCAUAAAGAAAGAAAUACAUUUUGGACAGAGAUGAACUGUUUUGACAAAAAGUGUGGAUCUUUUUAUUUAAACUUAAGACAAAUAUAUAUAAAUAUAUAUAUUUUUCUUACCUUACUUGUCCCAUACAGCCAUAACAAUUUUCCAGGUUUUCUUUAAAGAUAUGACAAAAACUAGAUUUACCUUUUAUAUAGAAAAACAAUUGUUAAACAAUAGUGAAUUGAUCUUCACCUAUAUGUAAUUUUAUGAUACUGGAUCUAGGCUGUCUUUUUAGGAAGCAAUGAUGUGUCUUUUAUAAACUUGCUACCUUUACACAUAUGCAAACUUUCUAUUUCAAUGCUCUUUUUAAUGUUGCCUUACUGUUGCACUAAAAAAAAUCAAAUCUAGUAGUCAAUAAAUGAAUGUCUGAACUGCAGAGUAAACUUCUUACUUGAUUUUUAAAGUAAGAAUCAUAUAAGCAAAACAAAUCUCCCAGGAUUGGCUGAAAAUACUCUAGUGUGUGUGGAUUUUUUUUUAACUGCUGCAUUGAAUCUUACAAGUUUUAUAGAUAUGUAUAUACUACAGUAGCUGUAAUAUUUAAAAUCAAUAUAAUUGCUAAGCUCAGGGGUGGGAAGAAAUCAAAUGAAAGAAAAAGAGGUGUUCUGUCCAGGCACUGAAUUCCAAACUAUUGGUAGAGCAGUUUUAAAUAAGGGUAUGUUACCUUUUCUGUUUUGAAGAAGAUUAUUGGCCUCUUAAUCAAAAAUAAGAUACUGUGGGAAAACUUGUAUAUAAAUGUUUAUAUUUCUCCAUUGCAUUAUUAAUAUUACUAUAGUAAUUUUUGUUCAAGCCAAAAAUAAUGUUGAUGUUGACAUUUGUAUUCCUUUUUGAUUUUCUUCUAGGUCUUUUUCCAUUUGUAAAUUAAAUUGUGAAAACAUGUUAAGAAGUGUAUACAUGAAGGGUACCACUAAAUAUUUAAAUGGAAUCUUCAUAAUUCCGCAACCAACAAAAACUAUGUAUUCAUAUGUUUAGAUAAUGUCAAUCUGUUCUGUAAUUCACUAUGAAGGACCUUCAUAUGUCUGGAGGUUCAAUUUGUCCAUCUUAAAGAUUAAUGCAACUGUUCCCAUAUAAUAUCUGAUUUUUAAAGGUUGGUUACAUAAUCCAUGCUUUAGUCUUGCAUGUAUUUUAUUUGCCUAUAGAUUUCUCAGUUUGGAUUAAAACAAAAUUGCUCAACAAAAUAUUAACCGGGUUGUUUUAUACUAUUUCUUGGGUGUGGAGGCUGUUUAAAUAUGUAGUAAGGAUUUUAAACCAGAAUUGUAUCAUUUGGAUUUUCAUAAACUGGAUGAUCCCACAUUAGGGCAUGGAGGCAGAGGAAGAAAUCAAGUUUAGCUUUUUUCGCUUUACCCUUAAAUUCUGUUGUCACCUGAAAAUCUGUUUUGGGAAAUUAGGAGCUCACUGCAAAAGUAUAUGAAAUGACAUAGUGAAAAUGAAGGAUUGAUACAAAUGAUCAUUCCUUUUUUUCGUAAAAAAUGGUGUCACUGAAAAAAAUAUGUUCUCUACAACUGGGACAUGCUGAGUUGAUUCUGUGCCAUCAACAAGUUCAGGAUCUACUUUCUACUUAAUCACAUUUCAGUCUGUAAUAUAUACAUGGAAGAUGCCCUUUUGGGGAUUUUUCCCCCUGGAGGCUGCUCAUCAUUAUAAAUUGCACUUAGUAGCAAACAUCACAUUUUAUUAUUCAUUUUAUAUAUGUGGUAUUUUGCUUAGAACAUGCAAGGCAACUUACAUAGAGAUGUUCCUUAAUUUUAUCCUGGUUAUCAACCUGUGAGGUGGAUUGAAUUAAAGGGGAAUCAUUGACCUAAAUUCAGUCAUUGAAUUCCUUGGUUUCUGUUAAUGUUAACCACUCGCCUCAAUAUCAUUUUGAAGU
Molecule: messenger RNA, 3593 nt
Organism: Ahaetulla prasina
Lineage: Eukaryota; Metazoa; Chordata; Lepidosauria; Squamata; Colubridae
Gene: UBE2W
Product: ubiquitin conjugating enzyme E2 W
Exons: 6
Coding region: 167-670 (167 amino acids)
Source: RefSeq, a predicted model, not a curated record